Molecule: messenger RNA, 3282 nt
Organism: Thermochaetoides thermophila DSM 1495
Lineage: Eukaryota; Fungi; Ascomycota; Sordariomycetes; Sordariales; Chaetomiaceae
Product: lipoxygenase-like protein
Exons: 5
Coding region: 1-3282 (1093 amino acids)
Biological process (GO): lipid oxidation
Molecular function (GO): oxidoreductase activity, acting on single donors with incorporation of molecular oxygen, incorporation of two atoms of oxygen; metal ion binding
Source: RefSeq, a predicted model, not a curated record
AUGACGCUGUCAAUUUCUUCUCAAGCAUAUUGCCAGCAAAGCCAGUCCAAACCACGCUGUCCGGCUCAGGCGUCAAUCACGGCCGCUCCUCAGGUGAACCAACAGCUCGCUUCUCCCAUCUUUGGAAAGCUUCCAGCUGAGCUCCGUUUCAUUAUUCUGUCCGAGCUCUUCGGAGAACGUCGAGUGCAUUUGGCAUUCAUGCCUCAUCCUACUCGCUCAGACAAGGUCGGAAAUAUGCGCCGCUGGCGUCAUGGCUUGUGUGAAGAGCCCGUAUCGACACCUCUUCGUCGUCUUGUUUCCCGUCCUCACUUCUGUCUCAGCUCCGCCCGUCACCGCGUCCUCGAUGUUGCCUUCAUGUUUACGUGUCGGAGAGCUCUUAUGGAAAGCAUUCCCAUCCUCUACCAAAGCAACUGCUUCUUCAUCAGCAAUACCGGCAACAAGAGGCUUCCCGUUGAUGACAUUCGGAGUCUCCAGGCCAAGAUGCCUAAGCACUGGCCACUCAUCAAAUCGCUCGACAUUGAAUGGGUCUGUUCCUAUGACAGAAACCAUGCCAGCAUGGUGCCGCAUCUACGUGGUCGCGAAAGCUACGAGGACUUCUGGGAUGCUCUUGCAGAAAUGCCCUCUCUUACCAAACUCCGGAUUGCCCUUAUUGUCCCAUGGUACUCAUGUAUGGAUCACCACGCACCAUCACCUGCGGAGAUGCAGGAGCUCUAUCUAGGCCCGAUGACACGCCCCAGAAAUUUGGAAGUCUGCGAAGUCUUGAUGCAUUCCUCUCUCGCCCCAUUCCUCGGUCUUCAGCAAAUCGAAUGGCUGAGAAAACAAGAACCGCGCUGCCAGUAUCGAAUAUCAUGGAUAGAUGAAAUGCCCGGUCAAGAGCCCCGAGGACCUGCCGCUGCUGUUCUGCCACAUUUGCUUGGCAUGUUCGGUCCUAGAUGGGCACAAAACCUCAGCGUGCCUUUGCCGAGCUCAGUUCGCAUGGUGGCUUUGUCUGCGCGGUCCAAUGACCUCGACUCAGAAACCUUACCCCUAGUGCGAACAGCCAUACGGUCCUUCUCAGAUAAGGCCGUACUAGAUCCAAACCUGCCAACACCACCAAGCAAGCUUCUUGCGAACUUCCCUACCAUGCGGUCGAUUCUCCGACACAAAGACGAAAAGGAGUAUUUCGCUGACAUUGCCCCCGAGGACAUCCGGGACGCUCUACUUACAUCCUUCGACCCGGGGGUGUUCGACAUGGAGCUCUUGCGUGCAAAGCUUUAUGCCAUUAUCGAUCCCCAUAACCCAUCCCGCGUGCAACUACCUGAGGCCCGGAUUGUGGAGGGAAGUUACUUGGGUACCCAACUUGCCCUUACGCAGGCAUAUUCUCGCAUUGAACAGACAUUUGCAUCUUUAUUCGAUGUUUUGGGCAUUGAACCGACAUUGCCAAAGUACCGUACCCUGGAAGAGCAGCGUGAACUGUAUCAGUUCUCUUCUUACCCGAAGAACCCCGACGGGUCCAUCGCACAGUAUCCUCCUCAUCUUAAGUACAUCCCGGAUGAUGAGCGAGUGAGCCUACUCAGGAUCUUCAACCCGAUUGGUUUGGCAGAAACCCAAAUCCUUCUCAAAAGGCUAACCCCUGACGAAGAUGGAAUACAUGGCCGUACGAAGAACUGGUUGUUUGAGAAAGCACGGGCUUUAGCCUUUGGAGGACAGCCUGAAAAGGGCAUCACCAUCCAAGAUGUUGUCGACUACAACAAAUACCAUCGCAAAAUUGGAACCGAUAUCAUGGGUGGUGGGAACAUCGGCAUGUUGGAUGACUGGUACAGUGAUAGACGUUUUGCUGAGCAGCAGUUUACCGGGACCAAUCCAACCACGAUUGCUUUGGCCAGUCCACAGUGGAUUGCUAAGUUCAGGGAAGCUGCUAAAGCUGGCAACUAUACGAAAUGGAUUACCGCUCUUGACAAAGCUGAUCCAUCGUCACUGUUCAUUCAGGAUGGGAGUUACUUCCGUGAAGCUGCAGGUACAGGGAAUCCAACAGCUGACCUUCACUAUAAGCCACCUGGUUCAGGAGAAAAUUGGGCCGUCGGCUCGGUGAGUCUGUUUCAAAUGCACAGGGAUGGCAAGCUGCAUCCUGUAGCUAUUUGUAUUGACUACAAGGGGUCUAUGGCGAACUCAGUUACCAUCUUCAAUAAGAGGAUGACUCCGUCCGACUCAACUCGCAACGAAAAGGAGGACUGGCCUUGGAGGUACGCCAAAACUUGCGCCCAAGUCACGGACUGGAUGCGUCACGAACUUGCUGUACAUCUUACCCUCUCUCACUUUGUUGAGGAGGCUAUCAUCGUGGCUACCAACCGAACAUUGCCUAUGGACCACCCGGUCUACCGCAUUUUGUAUCCUCAUUGGUAUAAGACUCUCUCUCUGAAUGCUGCGGCGCGCGCAACUCUGGUACCCCAGGUUAUUGCAGAUCUCGUUGGUCUCACCCCUGAUCAAUGUUAUAAGUUUCUUCACCACGCCUACGACACCUAUGACUUCGUCGGCAGCUACAUUCCCAACGACCUUGCCCGCCGUGGAUUCCCAAACACACUGGAUGCGCUUAAUGCCGACAUUCGAUAUAAAAACUACCCUUACGCCAAGGAUAUACUCGCCUUCUGGAACACAUUGCGGACAUACGUGCACACCGUUCUCUCCCAUUUCUACCCAACAGAUAAAGCUGUAGCAGAGGAUGGAUGCAUUCAAUCCUGGGUUGCGGAGAUUCGUACCGCCGCCUCUAUCCCUACGUUCCCCGAAAUUGGGGAGCUCACCGCCCUUGUCGACGCAGUCACCAUGUGCAUCCACAUAGCUUCGCCAUUCCACACUGCCGUCAAUUACCUUCAGAACUUUUAUCACAUGUUCGUUGCUGCUAAACCGCCGGCGCUGUGCUCCCGGCCCCCACAGACUCUCGACCAACUCCGCAAUUACACCGAGCGAGACCUCGUUGCUGCCCUACCCAUCAACCGACAGCGCAUGUGGCUCCUAGCAGCCCAAGUACCAUGGUUGCUAAGCUUCCGAGUUGAACCGGAGAGAAGCCUGCUGAACUAUGCAGCAAGCGAAUGGCGCAUGUGUCGAGAUGCUCUUAGACGGCAUGGGGAAGAGGCCAAUCAGCAGAGGGAUGAGGCUUUGGUCAGGCAGCGGGCAAGCGAACGUCUGUACAAGGAACUAAGAGAGCUACAGAAGAUCGUUUACCGUAAUAGUACUGCAAUGGAUAAGGGAAGCGUGCCGUACUUGGUGCUGGACCCGGGAUUGACGGCUGUGUCAAUCCUUAUCUAG